This is a messenger RNA of Belonocnema kinseyi, 1092 nucleotides long. RefSeq names its product odorant receptor 13a-like. Lineage: Eukaryota; Metazoa; Arthropoda; Insecta; Hymenoptera; Cynipidae. Gene Ontology annotation, cellular component: plasma membrane. The record is from RefSeq and is a predicted model, not a curated record. Gene Ontology annotation, biological process: sensory perception of smell; detection of chemical stimulus involved in sensory perception of smell. Bases 1 to 1092 code for a protein of 363 amino acids. Gene Ontology annotation, molecular function: olfactory receptor activity; odorant binding. The transcript has 6 exons.
AUGGCAGAAGAAAAAUUUGAGGAUUAUGUCUACCUAAAUAAAAUCUGUUUGUCGUCUGUUGGACUCUGGCCACUUGCUGAUGGAGUAUCAAAAUGGCGACUUUAUCUUAAUAAUUUUCAUAUUUUCAUCACUUAUGCUUUAUUUUUGUUAGUCAUGCUGAUUCCAGAGGCACUGGAUUUGUAUAUGGUCUGGGGCAACAUUGAUGCUAUCGUCGAAAAUGUGUGUGUCAAUAUUUACCUUGCCAGUGCAGCCAUCAAAUUUUACCAAAUGAUUGUAAAGAAGAAGACUUUUAAGGAUUUGUUGAACAUUAUGAAACGUGAUUGGGAUUCUACUGUACACAAAGGUGUGUCGAAGGAUCGAAGAAAUAUCCUUCUUCGAUACGCCAGUUUUUCACAAAAUCUUACUAAAAUUUUUGCCCUUUUGGCCUACGUAAUCUGUACUCAGCUAUUUCUUUUACCCCUUAUUUUUGGAAUGAAUAAUAAUCCUAUCCGAAAAAGAUGGUAUCCAAGCAGUGCUUGGUAUUAUUUCGAUCAGUCCUCCGAUUCCGCAUAUGCCUGUUUUUAUUGCCUUCAGCUCUUCAUUGGAGUUGGUCUGGGAAUAAGUGUUAACAUAGGAUUGGACAGUUUUUGCUGCGUUGCAAUUUCUCAUAUAUGUGCACAACUUAUUAUUUUUCAAAAGGAACUUCUGGAAUUAGGCAAACACUCAAAAGUUUCACAAGGAAUAAUAAAACAAAUUAUUCAGAAACACAAUCACCAAUUCAGGGUCACUCAAUUAUUAAAUGAAAUAUUCAAUAACAUAUCAUUAUGUCAAUUACUAUUGAGUUGCGUCGCCAUCUGUACCGCAGGAUUUCAACUAAUUAUAAGUUUGGAAGUAGGAAAUGCUGCAUAUCAAUCUUUAUGGACAAAUUUACCUACUUCUUCUUGCAAAGAAAUUAAAUUACUGAUUUUGAGAUCUCAAAGGCCUAUGUUUAUCACAGCUGGAAAAAUGUAUAUUUUGUCACUCUCAAGAUUCAUAGCAAUUCUCAAAACAUCUAUGCAAUGUUUAUCAUAUUUGAGAGCGUCAUAUAACCACAAAGACAGACUUGGACAAUAA